AUGCUGGCUUCUACUCUUCUUUCCCUUCUUCCCCUUUUGGGAACAGCCUUGGCAGCUCCUCCUUCUCGUAGGGGAAUGAACGACAUGUCCGGUUCAGGAAUGAGUAUGGCAAGUACGAAAUCUAUGAUGGCUUCGGAAAGUAUGGCCACCAUGGGUAGUAUGGGUAAGAACAUGGGUAGUAUGGGUGGUGAGAGUAUGGGUAGUAUGGGUAGUAUGGAGAGUAUGGGAAGUAUGGAAAGUAUGGGUAGCAUGAGUGAAAGUUCCGGCUGUGGAUCAAGCGGAUGUGGAGGUGGGAUGAUGAGUGAAAGUUCCGGUAUGGAAUCGUCUGGUUGCGGUAGUUCCGGAUGUGGUUCCAUGACUACUGAAGCUUCCAUGCCAGCCCAAUCUCAAGUCAUGUACGGUUCCGGUUCUAUGAGCAUGAGUGGUGAUCUCAACUCUUGUCUCAACAUUUCUUAUACUCUCUUAUAUCUCGUUCUUGAUGCUUACGUCAGACCUACUAGUACCAGUUCGUCAGCUACGACCACUCACACGAUUAUCGUUGCUCCUACCAAGGGUGUAUUGAGGUAUGUUCCCUUCAUCACGAACACUCUUCCAGGGGACGAGAUCGAAUUCGUUUGGGGAGCUGGUCCUCAUAGCUCCACUAGUUCGACCUUUGAGGGAGUCUGCAAUAAAACGGAUCUCUUCGAUUCCGGUCUUCUCAAUGCCACGGCUACUUUCCUUCAGCCCGGACCGAUGGAUAUCUCUCUCCCAUCAACUUUCUACUGCCGUGUCCCAGGUCAUUGUCAAAAGGGAAUGUUCGGAAUAUUGAAUCCUCCCUCUACCAACGUAACCCUUCCACCCGCCGGCUCUUGGUCGAAAUCUGGGGCCGCUCCUGCUGCUACUGUGUCAGCUGUGCAAUCUGCUUGUGGAAGUAGUGGCGCUUGGUCUUGGGGAGGAAAAAUGGAUAUGUCAACCUCUAUAACCGAGAUCGUUACUAAGGAGAUUCUCAUCGAGAACGUCCUUUACACUCGUCUAGUCCUCGGUAUGAACCCCACUUACGUUUCCCAGCCAUCUAGCAUGUCCUAUUCAUCCAUGACAUUCCCACCUGAUCUCAACUCUUUUGUCGCUUUAUCAGCCAACACUUCUUCUACUUCAUCUGGAGAACCUACUGCUUCUCCCACUUCCAGUGCGGGACCCAGUGGCACCAAUGCCGCAGCAGCUGAUUCCGCCGGGACUUCCACCAGUGGUGCCGGGAAGGUGACAGUUGGAAUGAUGGGUUUGGCAGGAAUGGUAGGAUUGAGUGUUUCGAAGAUGCUCUGA
Messenger RNA from Tremella mesenterica DSM 1558, 1299 nucleotides. RefSeq lists its product as uncharacterized. The transcript is spliced from 11 exons. Bases 1 to 1299 code for a protein of 432 amino acids. Lineage: Eukaryota; Fungi; Basidiomycota; Tremellomycetes; Tremellales; Tremellaceae. The record is from RefSeq and is a predicted model, not a curated record.